Molecule: messenger RNA, 945 nt
Organism: Diaporthe citri
Lineage: Eukaryota; Fungi; Ascomycota; Sordariomycetes; Diaporthales; Diaporthaceae
Exons: 4
Coding region: 1-945 (314 amino acids)
Source: RefSeq, a predicted model, not a curated record
AUGGCCACCACCAGGUCGGCGAGCAAGGGCUCGCAAGUAGAUACCCCCGAGAAGCACGCGACCGCCAGCGGACACGUUGAGAAGCCAAAGAAAGCCACCAAAGCCAAGAAGAAGCCAAGUGCCCCCAUGAAAGCUGAGGACCUGAUGUUCGAGGCCGAGCUUAUGAAGCAGGUUGGUCUUGGAGAGGGCCUCUUCUCGAAGCGCGCCAAUCCUCCCUGGAUUCAGUACACUGGUCCAUGUCUCAUGGGUCUGCCUGUCCACAUUCGCUACAAGAUCAUCAAUUACAUCUUGCCCAUCAACCAGCAGUAUCAACCACAGAACAGCGUGGUGCGUUCGAUCGAUUACCAGGGCUUUCAGGGCCCAUUCUUCCAUUGCACGUACAUCCAUCCCAUCCUGUGGACUUGUCGCCAGAUGCGCUACGAGUAUGGCCAGCUCUUCUUGACCAACAACCACUUCAUGUGGUUCGUGCCCCGCGACUGGGACUCGACCCAGAUCACCCGCUUCACGCAGCACGCGGCCUCGGUCGGCGCCCCCAACUUCGCGCUGUUCAUGGACCUGUCCACCCGACACGACGGGCCCGGCUACAAGUGCUACCCGCACGAGCCCCUGGCCGGGGGCUGCCGGGGCAACCUCGACCGCUGGAUGAAGGCGGUGUACUACGGCGUCGAGACCCGCGUCCUGGUCAACGAGUACCCGCUCCGCCGGGACGACGGCAUGCUUGCCCACUUCCUCCACCAGGCCCAGCAGUACCGGCAGCAGGGAAAGAGCUGGGACCAGCUUCUGGAGAGCCUCAAGGAGGCGUGGGAGGCCUUCAUGGAGCGGCGGGACCUGGCUGAGCUGAACCUGGGCAAGGGCGUCAGUGCCAUGACUGCCUUGUACAAGGCGAGCAACGAGAGGCUGGAGAAAGUCCGUGCUGUGUCUUUGGGCACGGGCAGGGUCUCUUGA